Lactuca virosa is the source of this 846-nucleotide messenger RNA. Lineage: Eukaryota; Viridiplantae; Streptophyta; Magnoliopsida; Asterales; Asteraceae. The record is from the annotation of a GenBank genome assembly.
CUCAACUUCUUGUAUAUAUAUUAUUGUAAUGAGAGCUAGGGUUAGGAAGUGAGCCGCAUAAAGAAAUAUUAAGAGGAAGGGUGAAGCUUCCAUUGCCAUGUUUCACCGUCAGCCUCAGCUCUCGCCGAAAAGAACCAUUUGAGAGAGUGAGAGAGAUUGCAACGAAUGGAUCCAAGUGAGGUGUUGAUUUCAUGUUUAAGGUCAUCGUUUCUGACCUAUUUGAUUGGGUUUAUCAUCGAGUGCUAGAAGGGAUGCAACCACUAGUCUAUGGCAUCAGUCGGAACUCCCACUGGAUCGUUAGUUGAGAGAAAGAGGUGGGGAUUGUUUAGCGAGAAUGGGAUCAUUUCGUCAGCACCAGCUCUGCGCGACACCCUGAACCUAGUGGGGAUGCGCCUUCUGGUGGCUACGUCAUCCUCCGACAAUUUCGUGGGACUCCGAUGAAUCCCGUAUGUUCUCCAGAGCAGCAAAGGCAGCAGUAGCAGUAGGGAAGAAGACGAUGAUUUCUCUUGUGCGCCGCCUGGAAGCUAGGUGUUUAGGGAGCUGGACAAUCCAUCUUAAUCACUUCAGUGGCUAUUCGGUGAUUUCUACUCAGGUACUUCGUUUUCAAAGGAAACGAGCUGGCGAUCGCAGCGCAUCACACUAUGUUUUUCCGCAUAUGAGAUCUUUGGGAUUACACUCUGAUAUUAUUUAUUGAUAACAUGUUUUGACUAUUGACACUUUGGUUUUGACAUAAGAUGUUAUUAUCGAUGUUUCUGUGCUUAUGGUUUUAUAAUAACUUAUUUAAAAUGAAAUUUUUGGCCUUGAAUUUUGGGAUGUUACAAGUUGGUAUCAGAGCCAUGGUUUGAG